Messenger RNA from Erigeron canadensis, 1159 nucleotides. Its product is annotated as spore coat polysaccharide biosynthesis protein SpsK. The record is from RefSeq and is a predicted model, not a curated record. The transcript is spliced from 6 exons. Bases 49 to 1011 code for a protein of 320 amino acids. Lineage: Eukaryota; Viridiplantae; Streptophyta; Magnoliopsida; Asterales; Asteraceae.
GUCAUCUGAAAGAUCCAACCUUUUCUUCAGACAAAUAAAGAAAGGAAAAUGAUGAGCAAGAAGAAGAAGAAGAUAUUGAUAAUAGGAGGGAGUGGGUAUCUGGGUCAGCAUUUGUUACAAUCUUUUUCAGAAACCCAUUUACAAGAAAUAGCCUUUACACACCAUUCUUCUUCAUCUCCACCUCAAAUCUUGCUUCAAUCUCUUCCAAUUGAUGUCAUCCCUUUUCAAGUUGACUUGCAAACUGGUCAAGGGUUUGACUCCAUUUCUCACAAUUUUGGUCAGCCUGAUGUAGUAGUGAAUUGCGCUGCACUUUCUAUACCACGUGCUUGUGAGACGGAUCCUACAGUUGCCAUGUCCAUAAAUGUUCCUUCUUCUCUCAUCAAAUGGUUAUCAAGUUUCACCAAAAACAAUACUCUUCUUAUUCAUCUGUCAACGGAUCAAGUCUAUGAAGGAACAAAGUCUUUCUAUAAAGAAGACAACGAGACGCUUCCCGUGAACAUCUAUGGAAAGUCAAAAGUUGCAGCCGAAGAAUAUAUCACUGCAAACUGGUCAAACUUUGUGAUUUUAAGAAGCAGCAUCAUUUUCGGGCCACAAACUAUCUCACCCGUCUCAAAAUCACUUCCGGUUCAGUGGAUGGAUUGUGUCCUUGCCAAAGGAGAAGAAACCACAUUCUUUCAUGAUGAAUUUCGCUGCCCAGUUUAUGUCAAAGAUGUUGUAAAUAUCAUUCAAAUAUUAACAGACAGAUGGAUUUCAGAUGGCCAGAACAUUCAGAUGCUGCUAAAUGUUGGUGGACCAGAUAGGCUAUCUCGUGUCCAAAUGGCUGAGGCAGUGGCCCGUGUCAGAGGUUACGAUACCUCAUUGAUCAAACCAGUGUCAGCAUCAUCGAUUGAUCGUGGUGUCAAAUCACCGGCUGACAUAUCCAUGGACAUAAGUAAGCUAAUUCAGACACUAAGUUUUACACCUACUUCUUUCCAAGAUGGUGUCAAGCUGACCAUCGACACCAUCACCUGAAGGCAUUAUUGUAUUCUGUAUGGAAGUUUACAUCCACAGCUCGUUCAUAGUUAAACUGUCUUAAGCAUAUUCCACUUCAGGUAUAUGGGAUUAAGGAGAUAUAAAUUUACUGUAAAAAAGAAUAGUACAAUUUGUUGUGGUUACUUUA